GUGCUACCGGUAGACGGACAAAAGUAACGUUAACGUUAUAUGUGGUUGGUGACGGUGCAGCCAAAAUUGACAGGCUCAAACAGCACACUCGUCCGGAAGUUAUCUGGAUUCAAGGAUGUGACAAUCUUGCACUAUCCGGCUUAUCCGGAUAACACGCGAUGUCAAAAAAACAGCGCAUAUCGAAGUGCGCCGACGAUGCUGCUCCAGCACGUGCGUCGGCAGUCCACUUCCUCGCGGGUGCUCAUCGCCGGCGGCGGACCAGUUGGUCUCACGCUUGGCAUUCUCCUGCAGCAUGUGUACAAUGUGCCUGUGGACAUUGUUGAGCGGCAAAUGCAGCCAACGCAGCAUCCGCAGGCGCACUUUAUGAACGUCCGCACGAUGGAAAUCCUGCGCACCCACAUGCCAGUCCUGCACGACCGCAUUCUGGACGCCACCGCUCCGCCGCAACAAUGGCGCGACUACGUCUACUGCUCCCGCGUGAUCCAUGGCGAACUCGCCCGCAUCGAUCAAUUCGGACCAGACAUUGCGCACCACCGCGACGCGUCUGCUUCGGGCUAUCGCAACGAACUGCUCCACGGACUUCAGUCGUUGUCGUCGACCCAACCUGUGCAUUUCCCGCAGCACAAGUUUGAGACGCUCUUAAAUGAGUACGCUGCCGAGUGUGGCGUCCACGUCCGUCGCGGCGAUGAGCUAACCGACCUAAGAGUGUCCACUGGGCGGCACGCCGUCGAUGUCACCCUGCGCAACGAAAAACGGCAGUAUGAGUACGUUGUGGGGGCCGACGGAGCCCACAGCAAGGUCCGAUCCUUGCUGCAGAUCCCGAUGGAAGGGCCCCCGCCGCUGCAAAGUUUGGUGAACGUGCACUUUACAAGCCACGAGCUGGCUGCCCACGCCCGAACGUCGCCCGCCAUGCUCUACUUUAUCUUUAACCCGAGUGUGAUUGGAGUGUUGAUCGCCCACGACCUUGCCAACGGCGAAUGGGUGUUUCAGAUCCCAGUGUUCCCCUUGCAUGACCAACCCCCCCAAGCGAACUUUCCCCCCGACAGAUGCAUCGACCUGAUCCGGGCGGCGGCCGGGGCGCCCUCGUUGGACGUGGCGCUACACUCGGUCGGGGCAUGGAAGAUGACGGCCCAAGUGGCGGCGCAGUACGCCGACGCCAACCACCAAGUGUUUGUCGUGGGUGAUGCUGCCCAUCAGUUUCCCCCCGCUGGGGGCUUUGGCAUGAACACUGGCAUCCAGGACGCUCACAAUUUAGCGUGGAAGCUUGCCCAUCACAUUCACAACCCACCAAAAUCUCCCAUCAAUUCGUCGAUGUCUUGGCUGCCUACAUACGGCGUCGAGCGCAAAGCCAUCGCGUCCGCCAUGACAAAGUUGAGUCUGCGCAACUUUGAACGGACGCUUCGAGUGCCCACCGCGCUCCACGUGUCGUACGACAGCGCCAAGACCCUCGACACGGUGUCGCAUACUCGGCUGUUCCAGUGGCUGCCGCGGGCGCUGCAGUCGUCGGUAGUGUCGACCGCGCUGGCAGCUGGCACGGCCCACUUGGCCACGCUCGACACCGCUGCCACGUCAUCCAUGGGCCGGCACCUCAAGAGCCGGGUACAUGAGAUCGUCUCAUCCCGCCAAGCGCUCGGCAUGCUGGUACGUACGUCGUCGCAUUUCUGCUUUGACCGUUUUACCUCGACUGUGGACUGCUUGCUGUGCUGAUUCGCCAAAUGUAUCGAUCGAUGCUUCGUUGUACUGAAUUUUUUUUGCAUGUAAAGAGGAGUGAGUUGUCCUGGGGGAAUGGAUUGUAAGCACACUAUAUUUCGGUAUCACACUCUUAUACCCUGAUGAUGGUUUCCUGCAAUCUGAUUGGCUCCAUUCUGGUGCCGAAAUUUUGUACAUUUGUUUGUCGCAUCAUUUUCUCCAAGUCGUUUUGAUCGUUUGAAUUAAAUAUAAAAUUGAUUGAUGAUAUUUUUUCUUUAUGGCCGAGUGUGGAUGCUGUGGAUGCCACUGAAAAUUCGAUGUCAAAUAAUAUUCUGACGUUCCCUUUUCAAAUGGGAGGUGAGAAAAUAUUUUCAAAAAUAUAAUAUAUGGCACCUCUGGAUGCCAUGAUAAAAUGAGGACUAUUGCUGGAAUAUCAUGUUGGUUAAAAUGGACAGUUGCAGUUGGAACCUUUUACUGUCAGAAAACAGUAAAAAUUCAAUGUAUUAUGUCCAUCAUAUAUUUAUGUCAGCUUUGGUAGCCAUACACGCAAAAGUUGUCGCUUGAAAUAUUGUCCAAAUAUUUCUGAAAAGUUGCAAAAAGAGGUGUUUUCUGACAUUUUUUGUGGUAGCCAGAGUGUCCGUAAAUAUUUUUAUUAAUAUUUUUAAAUAAGAAAAAGAACUCCAAACACUUUCGCCCCAGCUUAGAAAAAAUACAACAAUCAAUGUCUCGAGGGAAAACACAACAUGCAAAUAAACGUUCCAGUUAACUAUAUAUGUAUAUAUAUUAUAUAUUAUAUACGCUUGCUUUGUCCCUUGAGUGAUUUGUUUCGUCAAACUGACCGCUGCUGCUGCUAUUGUAUUGCUGUUUGGGUCUAGUUUUACAACGCCGACAUUGGGUACUCGUACAACAAGAAUGCAUCAUCCCUCGAAACGUCAGACGCUGCGCUCAACCAAGCCCACCGCUUCCAUGUCCCUCCGAGUCGACCAUUCGACGACUCUGUCGCAGAUUCCAAAGCCCCCCCAGACUUAGUCGAUGUCGUGUUUACGCCACAGCUGCACGAGGGCCACCGCCUUCCUCAUCAAUGGCUGUGCAAGUUACACGACGACCCAAAAACGCACCCCCCCACCAAUCGCUGGUCCACACUCGACCUCCCCCAGCGGGUGCUAUUGACUACCCCUAAAAACGGUGGGCCCAACUUCGUGCUCGUCGUACAGCCUGCCACGUAUUCCCACCUCGCCGCAGCCGAUGGCGCGUUGCCCUCGACAGUGGCCAUCGUGGUGCUGUACCCCAGCAACAACAUGGUCACUGCAGUCGAUAAAAAUCACCAAACGCUUGGCCAUCACGCCUAUGUGUACACGGAAGCAACCGCCGUGACGGCCACCGCCGCCAUCCUCGUGCGGCCAGAUGGACAUGUGGCCCGAAUUUGGUCGCUGGCCACCGACGUGUCGCCCGCCAGUGUCCACACUGCCAUGUCCAACGGCGUCUAACCGGUUGUAGAAGUUGUCAUAUACUCUCUCAACAUGACGAGUUUUGAAUACUAGUAAAUAGCAAAAAAUACUCAUCGACGAUUUCGUCGUAAUUUUAGCAUAAACGUACGUGCAC
This is a messenger RNA of Aphanomyces astaci, 3291 nucleotides long. RefSeq lists its product as hypothetical. Gene Ontology annotation, molecular function: FAD binding. The transcript is spliced from 8 exons. The record is from RefSeq and is a predicted model, not a curated record. The coding region runs from base 40 to 1707 and encodes 555 amino acids. NCBI's taxonomy places the organism in Eukaryota, Oomycota, Saprolegniomycetes, Saprolegniales, Verrucalvaceae.